Molecule: messenger RNA, 1023 nt
Organism: Acanthosepion pharaonis
Lineage: Eukaryota; Metazoa; Mollusca; Cephalopoda; Sepiida; Sepiidae
Source: the annotation of a GenBank genome assembly
AUGAGUGAUGUCCAAAUUCAUUGGUUUUCAAUCAUCAACUCAGUAGUUGUGGUUUUCUUUUUAUCAGGUAUUUUAACAAUGAUUAUGGUUCGGUCUUUACGUCGGGAUAUUGCCAGGUACAACAAAGAUGAGGACAUUGAGGAGACAUUGGAAGAAACAGGCUGGAAAUUGGUCCAUGGUGAUGUCUUCCGCCCACCACGGCAUCCCAAACUUUUGGCCUCACUUAUUGGUGCCGGCAACCAAAUCUUCUGCAUGUCUCUCAUUAUCAUAUUCUUUGCCAUGCUGGGUAUGUUGUCUCCGGCUUCCAGAGGAGCACUUAUGACCGCUGCCAUCUUUUUGUUUGUUUUCCUUGGUUUGAUUGCUGGCUAUUUUUCAGCACGUCUCUACAAAACUAUGAAAGGAAACCAAUGGAAAAAAGCAGCAUUCCAAACUGCAACACUUUAUCCUGGAAUACUUUUUGGUACCUGUUUUAUAUUGAAUUUUUUUAUUUGGGGAAAGCACUCCUCAGGAGCUGUACCAUUUAGCACAAUGGUUGCACUUCUUUGUAUGUGGUUUGGAAUCUCUUUGCCUUUAGUGUUCUUGGGAUACUUUUUUGGUUUCAGAAAACAGCCCUAUCAACAUCCUGUACGGACCAAUCAAAUACCAAGACAAGUCCCUGAACAGAUGUGGUAUAUGAACCCUAUAUUAGGGACUCUGAUGGCUGGCAUUUUGCCAUUUGGUGCUGUUUUCAUUGAACUAUUUUUCAUUUUUACUGCAAUUUGGGAAAACCAAUUUUAUUAUCUGUUUGGACUAUCAUUGGUGGUGGCACUCCUUUAUAGUAUCUGGAGGCUCUGCAGUCUAUAUGUUUGCUUAUUCCAUCUUUUAUUUUGUUACAAAGCUGGAGAUCACAGAGUUCAUUCCAACUCUCCUUUAUUUUGGCUACACACUGCUGAUGUCAUUCACUUUCUGGAUCCUGACUGGCACCAUUGGAUUCUAUGCGGCAUACUUUUUCAUUCGACGGAUUUAUGCAGCUAUCAAGAUUGA